Molecule: messenger RNA, 825 nt
Organism: Astyanax mexicanus (Mexican tetra)
Lineage: Eukaryota; Metazoa; Chordata; Actinopteri; Characiformes; Acestrorhamphidae
Gene: psmb2
Product: proteasome 20S subunit beta 2
Exons: 6
Coding region: 133-729 (198 amino acids)
Biological process (GO): proteasomal protein catabolic process
Cellular component (GO): nucleus; proteasome core complex, beta-subunit complex; proteasome core complex
Molecular function (GO): peptidase activity
Source: RefSeq, a predicted model, not a curated record
CACGUGACAACUGCAGCUUCAGCUCAUGCAGUGUGGUGACGACAAUCUCGCGCGCCGCUGUUCUUCUACUUCUGCUGUGUAAUUCCGCCUGCAUUCAGCGCUGAGUUUAGCUAACCCUGCUCGCUGUGAGAGAUGGAGUAUUUACUGGGGAUCCAGGGGCAGGAUUUCGUGCUGGUUGCGGCUGAUAAUGUGGCCGCCAGCAGCAUCAUCCAGAUGAAACACGACUACGACAAAAUGUUCAAACUAAGUGAGAAGAUCCUGUUGUUAUGUGUCGGCGAAGCUGGAGAUACAGUGCAGUUUGCAGAGUAUAUUCAGAAAAAUGUUCAGCUCUACAAAAUGAGAAAUGGGUAUGAGCUCAGUCCAGCAGCUGCAGCAAAUUUCACCAGGAAGAACCUAGCAGACUAUCUCCGCAGCCGGACUCCGUAUCACGUGAACCUGCUGCUGGCUGGUUAUGAUGAGUCUGAUGGGCCUGGACUCUAUUAUAUGGAUCAUCUCUCAGCAUUGGCAAAAGCCCCAUUUGCUGCACAUGGAUAUGGAGCCUUCCUCACUCUGUCCAUCCUGGACAGAUACUACAGACCAGAUCUGACACGGGACGAGGCUGUGGAGCUCCUGAAGAAGUGUGUAGAAGAGCUCAAGAAGCGCUUCAUCCUGAACUUGCCCUCUUUCACUGUUCGCUUGAUUGACAAGGACGGCAUUCAUGACCUGGAGAAGCUUCCUUUGGGGGCUUAAGUAAUCAACUACUGUUGCCUUUCCACAAUGUCACUCUUUUGUACUGCAGAUCUGAAUCUUUUAUGUUCAAUUAAAACAUUACCCCAUGUUAGAGUA